Populus nigra (black poplar) is the source of this 1652-nucleotide messenger RNA. RefSeq names its product amino acid transporter AVT1I-like. The transcript is spliced from 3 exons. The record is from RefSeq and is a predicted model, not a curated record. Lineage: Eukaryota; Viridiplantae; Streptophyta; Magnoliopsida; Malpighiales; Salicaceae. Bases 176 to 1471 code for a protein of 431 amino acids. Gene Ontology annotation, cellular component: plasma membrane.
UUGAGACUUGCAAAGAGAAAAUAUUUAUUUCUUGGGAGGUAUAACUUUACAUUGACUAACACCUGCUGGUAGCUGAACUUUUCUAAAAGAAAGGAAAAGAAAAAAUUCUUUCAAGCUGCAGAUUCUAACCUUCAGCUGAUUUUGCUUUCUCUCUCUUUCAGCUGUCUGCAAUAUCAUGGACACGAUGCCUCAUGAUGAAUUAUCGUUGGCUGUGCCUCUCCUUGUUGACAAGGAGCAACACAGGCUAGGAUGCAAACUGAGAGAUGUGGAAUCAAAUUACAGUUUUACAAGUUCAGGCUCCACAUCUACCUUCAAGACUGUUUUCCACGGACUCAAUGCUUUGUCAGGAGUUGGAAUCCUUUCAAUUCCCUAUGCACUAUCAUCAGGAGGAUGGUUGAGCUUGAUCCUUCUCUGUAUCAUCUCCACUGCAGCCUUUUACACCGGCUUGUUGAUCCAGAGAUGUAUGGAUUUGGAUUCAAAUAUCAGAACUUAUCCUGAUAUAGGCGAGCGUGCUUUUGGUAGGAAGGGAAGAAUUUUGGUUUCAGUUCUCAUGUACACAGAACUGUAUUUAGUUUCAACAGGAUUCCUGAUUCUUGAAGGGGAUAAUUUACAAAAUUUAUUUCCUAACAUGGGGAUUGAAGUCGCAGGGUUUGAAAUAGGUGGCAGACAAAGUUCUGUUAUAAUUGUGGCCCUUAUCAUUUUGCCUACGGUUUGGUUGGAUGACAUGAGCAUUCUAUCUUAUAUCUCUGCCAGUGGGGUUAUAGCUUCAGCUAUCGUUCUCAUCUCAAUUUUUUGGACUGGUGCAUUUGAUGGGGUUGGAUUUAAGGAAAAGGGAACGUUAGUGAAUUGGCAUGGAAUCCCUACUGCAGUAAGCUUGUAUGCCUUCUGUUACUGUGCACAUCCAGUCUUCCCCGCCCUUUACACUUCUAUGAAAAACAAGCAUCAGUUCUCUAACGUCAUGAUUCUGUGCUUUAUUUUAUGCUCCUUGAGCUACGCAUCAAUGGCAGUUAUGGGUUACCGAAUGUUUGGACCAAGCGUUCAGUCGCAGAUAACCUUAAACCUUCCAACCGAAAAGCUAAGCUCAAGACUGACAAUAUACACCACACUGGUCAGUCCCAUAACAAAGUACGCCCUGAUGAUCAUUCCAAUUGUAAAUGCUACCAAAAGUUGGCUUCCAAUGAACGGCAAGAAAAGGCCAUUCGGCCUCUUCAUCGGUACGGCUUUGGUGAUCAGCAAUGUCAUUGUAGCCCUCUCUCUCCCUUUCUUUGGUGAUCUCAUGUCGCUGGUCGGAGCAUUUUUAAGUAUGACAGCUUCUAUUAUACUUCCAUCCUUAUGUUACAUGAAGAUUUCUGGAACUUAUCAGCGAUUUGGAUUUGAGAUGGUGGUCUUAUGGACUAUAGUGCUACUUGGUGUUGCUGUCGUGAUAUUGGGUACUUACACCUCUCUCUUGGAGAUAAUAAGGCACUUCUAACAAGUAGAUAUAUUUCAUGCUUUUUUAUUAUUAUUAUUAUUAAUAUAGGUGUUUGGAUUAAUUUAUAUGUAACUUAAUUAAUCUUAUAUAUUUUAAAUUUAACAACUUUGUAAGGCCUUAUUAUAAUUCUGAAAAAACUUGAAUACAUGAUUAAUAAAUAAAAAAUAAAUUCAAGAUAUAA